Molecule: messenger RNA, 1407 nt
Organism: Suillus fuscotomentosus
Lineage: Eukaryota; Fungi; Basidiomycota; Agaricomycetes; Boletales; Suillaceae
Exons: 6
Coding region: 1-1407 (468 amino acids)
Source: RefSeq, a predicted model, not a curated record
AUGUCUCAACCUGCGACAUGCCCUGGCAAUGCUAAUAAGCAUCCCGGACAAGUAGUCCUUGAUGCAAACCGAGUAUUGCGCCCAAAGGGAGUAGUUGCAGCUGAAAGAAACAAGAAGGCAGCAGAGAAAUUGUCCAAGGCUGCUGCCUUGAAGGAUGCUCAAAAGCAGAUUGCAGCAAAGGAGGAUGAGAUGGCUGUUGAGCAACUGAUUCAGGAGCACUUACUGUUUGGUACAGCCAUUGGGGCCAAGAAUUCAGCAACCCAAUACACCGAUAUCCAGAAGAAGAAGCAUCCAGGUCUAAAGCUUGCCUUCAAGGAUGGCGUCAACACCAGUCGAAAGGUGUCGAACAGUGGUGUAAUAGCCGUGAGCGUGACACAUGUUGGAAACACUGAUGAUGGGAAAAUUUCCAAGUCAAUGUCUGAGUCCCUCAGUAGUAUACCUUCAGAGAGAAUGACAGAUGACCAGGGCAACCUUGAGAUGUCGGUCAGUGUUGUGGAGACAGCCAAUUCAAACAAGCCCAUCAAAACUGAAGCUGGACAAUUGCCAUGGGCUCACAACAUCAAGAAAGAAAAACUGAAGAAUGCGCACUUGCCCAUUGGUGCACAGAACUCAGAAUGGCGCUCAAAAUUCAUUCCAACGGUCAUGUAUUGGAUUGGAAACAGCAACUUUUCGUGGACUAUCCCUGACAACACACUCUCAAACCUUCUCCACAAUAUCUACUACUCAGUGUACAAGCAACUGGGAGACUUUGAGGUUGAUGGCAGUAAUGGCACCUUCAAUGUGGUCUGUCAAAGGAUCUCCAAGUGGCGCAGAAAUUUCGGCUCGACUGCUAUCACCAUAUUGAUGGUGUUUUUUGCCUCGACCAAUGAAUAUGAGACACCGGAGACACAGAAGGCUUAUUCAGAAUAUCAAAUUGAAGACUCAUGUUUUGUUUAUGAAGACCCAGAUAGCGAAGAUUCACCUGGAGCUUUCUUAUCCGAGUUCAUCUUGCAUAUAUUUGCUGCACACCUUAAUGCCAUCCAAGGACACCAGUUAAUAGACACGCUCAAUGUUGGCUUACCUGGAUACCAGACAGCACUGGCACUGACUACUGCCACUUCCAAAUGUGCACUUAUUUUAGUUCAUGACAACCUCAUCAUAGAGGACACUUCAGACCAUGGGAAACACAAGAUUGUGUUAACGCUCAAUCAAGCAACCAACAAAAUGAGCAAUACCGGUACCACUUUUUCUGCAGGCAAUUGGGAGACUGACAUGCUUGCUUACAUGGAGUGGAUUGAAGAGCUGCCCUUCAACCGCAUGAAGGAGAUCAUGGAGCGAUCUCAACCAUACAUGAAGUGUCCAUGCCACAAGAGUCAAGACAAGGACACUGUUAUCAACAGUGAAAGCCAUAUCCCUGUGAAUCCAUGA